Messenger RNA from Branchiostoma belcheri (Belcher's lancelet), 682 nucleotides. RefSeq lists its product as uncharacterized. The transcript has 4 exons. The record is from RefSeq and is a predicted model, not a curated record. The coding region runs from base 26 to 568 and encodes 180 amino acids. Lineage: Eukaryota; Metazoa; Chordata; Leptocardii; Amphioxiformes; Branchiostomatidae. Gene Ontology annotation, molecular function: carbohydrate binding. Gene Ontology annotation, biological process: cell adhesion.
UGUUGUGGCAGCAUCGUGGGUCACCAUGAACACCUCACUCCUUAUCCUUCUGUGUGGAACUUUUGGGCAAGUGUUUGGCGGGGCUGAUCAAGACGAAGCCCAGCUGGACGCCCGAGGUCCGUCCGCACUUAUCGAUGCAGGAAGCAGCGACAUCAGCGCUGGCGGGACCGAAGACACGGAUGCGGAAGCUCCCGUGUCCUUCUCGCUGAACGAUGUGAUCCACCGGCUCCUCCAGCAGCAGGAGGAGAUACGACAGCUCCAGGUAAUGGUGGCGAACAGAGAGCGCACGGUCCAGAGUUUCCGCUGUGAGUCUGGUAUACUCAACACUAACAUCAACUCCGGUUCCGGCAGCCGGCACCGCGACCUGACCGCCACGUUCAGCAGGAGCUUCCCGAGAACCCCCGUGGUGACCGUUGGUCUCAGAAAGGUGGACAACAGUCGUGACAGGAACCUUCGCGUCACGGUCGUUGUACAGUCCGUCUAUGUUUCUCACCUGACCGUGCGAUUCUGGACCUGGGCUGAUACACGCCUGAAUAGUAUAGGCGUCAACUGGAUGGCCUGUGCUUAAGGUGUAACAGAAGUUACAUCAAGGCGAUGUAACAGUAGUUACAUCAAGGCCGGAAUGGUUUGGCAGUAAGAGUUUUAACUCGGGUCAAAGCCAAACCACUACUCAAUCACCCUA